This is a messenger RNA of Manduca sexta (tobacco hornworm), 2072 nucleotides long. Its product is annotated as zinc finger protein 354A-like. Gene Ontology annotation, cellular component: nucleus. NCBI's taxonomy places the organism in Eukaryota, Metazoa, Arthropoda, Insecta, Lepidoptera, Sphingidae. The transcript has 5 exons. Gene Ontology annotation, molecular function: DNA-binding transcription factor activity, RNA polymerase II-specific; RNA polymerase II transcription regulatory region sequence-specific DNA binding; zinc ion binding. Bases 495 to 2072 code for a protein of 525 amino acids. The record is from RefSeq and is a predicted model, not a curated record. Gene Ontology annotation, biological process: regulation of transcription by RNA polymerase II.
GUAAUUCGAAUAAUAUUACUGUAGUCACUUUAAAGAAAAAAAAAACACCAUCCACUGAUUGACAGUCUACUUCAGCGGCCUAGCUUUAUUGACAGUCUGGUUGACAGUGUUUUUCAAAGAACAUUUUCAAAGCGCAUUUAUAAUACUACUGAACGAGCAUUUUAUAUUUAAAGAAAAUCAUAAAAUUGUUUUUGAAGGUUGACAGUGUUGAUCAAUUGAAUGCAAGAUAAUAUUAAUAAAUAAAUACAUUCUGCAAUUUGCAAAGUACCAUUAAAAUGAAUUCAUGGACAGAUUAUGGUUCUAUCUUUACAGUGUUUUAGAUAAUACUAUUCGUAUAUAUUUUUGAAAUUAUAAAUCAUUAAAUCUCAGAACACGAAAGGACAUUAAUCGAAAUUCUAGUGUAUUACAAUACAAUGAGGAAUGGGAAACCGAAUAUCGCACUGCACUAACAGACACAACGCUAUUAGAACAAUUCUUAAAAUUAAUUUACUAAAAUGCCUGCGUUUUAUUGCCGAUUCUGUGCUGAGCUAAAGGCUGCGCAAGAAGUUAUUCACUUUAGCAAACCUUCGCGUCACGAAAUAUUAGAGAAAAUAAUUACAAUGAAAAUUGAUUUUGUGGAUUUGACUGACAAAUUGUUGCCUGCAAUCAUUUGUAAUAUAUGUUUAAGCACACUAAAUAGAUUCUACUCCUUCAUAGUAAAAGCUAGGAAUUCUCAAAAUGUUUUAAGCAAUAUAUUUUCAAAUGAACGCCCAAUGGAUAGUGACAAUAAUUCUGAUAAUUUUGCUGAUGAUAGUAGUGUAGUCCUAGGAGAUAGUCUUUCUAGAUUAGAUGAUAAAAGUAAUAAGCAAACUUUAAAAUUUCAACCUUCUCCAUGGGAUUUAUACUUUUGGCUGUGUGGACAUUGUCACUUGAGAUUCAGUUCUUUAUCCAGUGUCCGUAGCCAUUGUAUAGCUGAUCAUGGAGUUUGCUGCAGCUGGCAAUGUGCUGACUGUUUAGAGAGGGUUGAUGAGUAUGAACUAUUUAUCAAACACAUACAGACACAUAAUAGUGAGAUGUUGAAUUAUUGCGAACAGUGCAAUGUAAAGCUAGAAAAUGGUCAUACCCACAGUGCCAUAGACCAUCCAAUGUGUAAAUAUUGUGGAGACAUAUUUGAAAGUCCAGAAUUACUUUUACACCACCAAAAUAAAUACCAAAAUGGAAAAGUUACCCUAGCUGAAACUCGUUUAUCCUUAGAAAAUCAGUGUAAAGAAUCAUGGAGCUCUUAUAAGUGGGCUUGUAAGUAUUGUGAUAUGAUAACGUUGAGCAAGGAAGCUCUACGGUACCAUUCAAGGCUAGUCCAUGGAAAAUGCUUUGGGAUGAAAUGUACCGAUUGUGAUAUUAGUUUAACAAAUUUUGUACAAUUUGUUGACCAUGUCAGAAUGCACAGAGAGAAUCUUAGGUAUUACUGCCCGUACUGUGACAUUCCUCUUACUGACGAAACACAUUUGAAACAGCAUACAGUUGAUUCCAUUAAUUGCAAUUCCUGUGGUGAGCUGUUUCAAAGCCAACGAGACCUUUGCGAGCACAUAUCAACCGUCAAAGAGGAUAUAAAAAUUACAUACAAAACAAGGAAAUCUAAAAGCAUCAAAAAGAUAGAAAAAGUAAUCACAGAAGAAGAUUUAAUUUGCAAUUUUUGCGGAAAGCGAACAAAAAGUCUGAAGUCACUAAGGUUGCAUAUGAAACGGCACUCGGACAGGAACAGAGACUACACCUGUGACAGAUGUGGUAAAACCUUCUUGACAAAGUCAACCCUAUCAGCCCACAUCAUAAUACACGAGAACCCUGAUCCCGAGGUCUGCAAGAUUUGCAAAAAGACCUUCCUAACUCUAACGAGGCUGAAGAAACACCAUCUUAAACGGAAACAUGGUACUACCUUAGCUAAGAAUGUCAUAACGCCGCAAGGGAAACUGCCUAUCAAUCCAAAGACAGGCAAGCCGAAGAAGUUGAAAGAUUUGGAGACAGUCAAAGAUUGGACAGAGAGUAUAAUGGGGAGUAAAAAGAGAGGAUGGAGUGAAUCUAAGGCGGUUGAUUGA